Molecule: messenger RNA, 678 nt
Organism: Plenodomus lingam JN3
Lineage: Eukaryota; Fungi; Ascomycota; Dothideomycetes; Pleosporales; Leptosphaeriaceae
Source: RefSeq, a predicted model, not a curated record
AUGGAGCACGCGUCGUUUCCCCCCCCAGUGCCCCGUUACGACGUCCUCGACCCCCCCCAUCUGCUGCUCUUCGCGUGUCGGCCUCGCAGCAGCGGGUACAGGGCCCCCGGUCUUGCCUCAGCCUGCAACAGACAAAACGACGCCAUCCCCCUCCCCUACAUCACCAUGGCGGCCUCCCAAUUCUUCAAGACCAUCUUCAUCCCCCUCUUCCUCGCCGCCAUUCUCUAUGUCCUCCUAGCCUUCCUCAUCCUCCCCUUUGUGCGCCGCCACCGCAGUCGCUACAGCCAGUACCUCCCCAUGCCAGCCGGUGUUGCCGACUUUCCAGCCUCAUGGCGGACGAACCUCUCGGAUGCCCUCUACGGCCUAUUUGCCCCUGGUGUCUGGACGAGAAGCCGCACAGUCGUUCAUGGCAGCAGUCUCAAUGAGGAUGAAUUAUUUGACGACGAAGAGGGCGAGGACAUGGUCGGCUUUGAUCCCAUUGACGAGCGGAGGCGCGAGGCGCUGGAGCAACGAAGGAGCAUCAUGGAGGAAGAGCGAAGAUUGGGCAGAGAGCUGGAGCAGGGCUUCAAAGACGACAGUGACGAAGAGACAGACGACGAGAGAAGACGGUCGUUGUCGAGGAGCGCCUUCCCUAGCAGCGCUUCUGGGGAGAACGCUUUCCCUAACAACAUCGAAUAG